AAGGAAUCUGUGUUCUAGCUAGCUAUUAAGUAGUGAGCGAUGUAGUGUUUCUCCCGUCUUCAUGUGGGGCAGAUAUCUAUCUGUUAGCAGUAGUUGUACAGGGUUACUAGGUGUAGUAGGGACUUGGAGCAUUAUGUGCAGCGCUCGGAGUUAUUAGCACUGACUUUUCUGUGAACUUAUGGCACACUGUGAUGUUGGAGUUGUGAGUGUAUUUUCUGGUGCAGGAUUUUAUCAAUUGCUUCUGAAAUUUAUAUUUAAAAAGCCAUCCAAGGGACAUUCUACGAAUUUCAAGGUAUGAUGAGCUAGAUGAGAGAUAGACCUAUAACACUACAGUGAGUAAACAGAGAGUAGAGGGAUAUAUAUAAACAGUGGACUGUCAGAAAGUGAUACCGUGAUGCUGGACCAGACAUACAGUCACAAGUAGAAAGUAAAUAGUCCCAUGAAGCACUUUAUAGGAGCUCAGAUAAAUGCAUUGGUGAAUUCUAUAACCAAUUGGAGGGCUUAUGCUGUUUUGUCAAUAGUGAUUAAGUGUUAAUAAUUAUUUGUUGAUAUUGCUUCAGGAAUUGGGGGGAUAAAAUGGAAAUUUCUGCAAAAGUGGAAAAUGUUGGAAAUUACUUGAAAGAUUGAAAAAAAAAGAACUUGGAAAUUUCUUCAAGGAGUGGAACAAUUUUGAAAGGAGUGGGAAAUCAUCUUAUUUCUGUGAAACUUUGCAUUGCGUUUGUAACAGUUGUGAUAGCGCAUUUUGUACUUUUUUCAAAGAAGAGACUCUUUUAAGGUUUUCUCUAGAAGAGAUUGCUUUUCAUCCAGAAUUAAUUCAUCUUGAGAAGCUCUGGUGUGGAAGUGAAGCUUCACAGUGACAAUGAAUGCCUGUAUUGUUUGGAAUAAGCUCAUCUUCCUGGUUUGUGCUGUUUUACAAGUGAGUCAAGCAGCUCAGAUGAAAAACAUUUAUGUCAGUGGUUGCAAUGAUGAUGAAAUCAAACUAGAAUGUCCAGACAAACACAAGAUUGCCAUCAAAAGAGUGUAUUAUGGAGCCAAAUUAGACUCUAAUUGUAGCAAGCGGAGUCCACUUUGGUCAUCUGGGUGCUGUGAACGAGGGAAAGGAGACUGUCUUGUCCCUAACUCUGAUAUUUACACCACCAUGAACAUCCGAUGCUCAGGGUACCAGAACUGUCAGACAAAGGUGGAGAGGAUUCGAACCAAGCACCACUGUGCUAGGGAAAUUAAACAUACCACUUACAUGACUGUGGUCUACAGCUGUGUUGCUGAGUCUGACAUAGCCCAAUUCUGCAACAAUGAAAUCAAACAAGGGCAAGAACUCUACCUCUCCAACCAAAACUACCCCCUCCCAAUCAAAGGAGGAGGUCAGUAUUGUAAAUGUCUGGUGAGGUCCAGCACGGGGAUCUCCAUCAACAUCAUAGACAUCAUGAUUACCCUGCCAGAGAAAACUGACAUGUGCCCCCAGCAGCUCCGUAUUUCUGAUUCUUCCUCCCUCCCCAGCGUGGUGGUCCAGUGUGGACAGAACGGGAUGUACGGGUUCCGAAACCUCUAUCACAGGAUGGUGACCAAUUUGACCGUUACACUGGACAGUAGGUCGGAGGAUUCUAGGGGGUAUAUUUGGAUAAAUGUCAGAGCUCAACAACCAGAGGAUUACGUAGUUAUUUACUGUGGGGAAGCCAUGGACCAGCUACUGUAUAGGAAUAUUACAAAGGGGGUGUCCUCCGACAGCCCCCAGGUCACAGUAUCACCCCUGGGGACUGUAUCCCCCUCAGGAAAUGGGACCGUGCCGGAUGAGCUAACAGAAAGUCAGAUUAUUCCAGAUAUGAUAGCCAUAAUAGGAGGGGUGGCGGGAGCAAUGGCUGUUAUCCUUAUUGUGUGUGUAGUAGCCAUAGCUGUCCACUGUACUCGUGAGAGAGAAAGGAGUAACCUUCCUAAGAUGCCGGAGGUGAUUCCGUCUCCGAUGGUACGAGGCAAGGUGUACCAUCCUGAUGAUAAAAAUGCCACUCAUAAGAAAUACCAAUAUGAGGAGGACCGAUACUGCUCUAUCAAACGCAGUCCUAUGAAAUUGACCAACUUCUCUGAACUAGACGAUGAGGCAGAUAAAAAACUCAAAGAGGCUUUCCUACAGGGGCCAGCUGAGGAAAUAGACCCAGAGCCUCCAGUCUCACCAAUCAAUCAGGUCAAGGUCAAUGGGGUGCCUCCAAGGCCUCGUAGUCCAGAGUUACCACUCCUGUUGGAUCCACCUCCUGAUUACUGCUCUGUACCUGAGAGUGACCCAGAGAGAUAUUUCACAAUGAAUCCACAGAAACCAUUGUCUGAAAUGACAGAAAUUCGGGUGAUUUCCUCACUCCCUCAGAGGGGACACAAAAGUAAAAAACCUAAAACAGUGACAUUUUCACCCGUAGCUUUAGUGACACCCCUCCCCUCGGGCUCAGAGGAAUCAAUCGGUUCUGAGGGGGACAGAAACUUAGCGAACAUCAUUGACUCUUACCAGUGCUUACAUGAUGAUGACUUUCCCCCUAAAAAGCCCAUUAUUUUACCCCCUCCCAAUGAAACGGGGGAGUUUGCCUCUAUACAUGGCCCCAACGAGACAGAAAUAGCAGAAAUGCAGGAGCUGUGGAACACAUUGGGAAGUCCAUCUGUUUCCACGACGCUCGAUGAUGGAGCUUACGAUAACAUAGACUAUCUGCUGGCUCAGAAUAAAUCCAGACAUGAAAAUGAAGUUUAAAUUUAGUGAUCUAUGAAACUUUAUCUUGAUUUCAUCUUUUUUUCCAUCUUGGAAAUAAUAUGUGUAUAUAUGGAACAGAAAUGUAGGUUUUUUUUGCGGUCCAAGAUUAGGUAACGGUAGAACGACAUUGUUCAUUUAAGUGCACUUACAACAUGUUUUUUAAUAUGUGUAUUCUUAUGACAAAGGUAUGUAAUUGUAUUAUUACUCAGUCCUGUACAUAAAAAGACAAUUAAUCUAUGAAUGUGUAUAUAGUUCAAAAGUAUAAUAAUUAAUAUAUUAAAACUCUUUUAAAUAAAAAAGUGAAAUAAAUUUCAAGUAGUAUUUUCACAUUAUCUUUUUAAAAACUGUACCUUGUACAUGUACAUGUUAUACUAUUAAGGUCUUUUUUUAUUUGAAUGCAUGUUUAAUCAUUCGUUCUCUGUUAGAUCAGUAUGUUUUAUUUGAAUUCAUAUGAAGACCAAAGCUACAAUUAUAUGCACACACACACUGCCAGAAACUCAUUUUGUGAUGUGUACAAUGUGUUCACAAUUUUCUAUUCUAUUAUAGUAUGAAGCAUUUUAAUAUAUACAUCAAUACAAAGAUGCUCAAUAUGACAAUCAAAAUACCAAAGGAAUUGUAAGCCAUUCAGCCAUUUUUUUUAUACACUGGAUUUAUACAUUAUUAAUUAGGCUAGUCAAAUGUGAUGUAUUCAUGACAAUUAAUCAUCAAUGUUUUUUUUUUUUGAGAACUGAUUUUAUAGACUUAAAUUGAAUUUGGGACCCAUUAUUUACAUCAUAUGGAAACAUCAAAUACAUUUUCCAAAGCUUUUUUUUUAUCAAUGUCAUUUUUUCAUAAUAUCAUUUUGAUUUCUUGUAAAUAUUUAUUAAACAUACAGACACUGAAAUAAAUAAGUUGUACUCUUCUUGAAAUUUUGAUAACAUUUUGUUACAAUUUAAUUAAUUUGACUUGUUAAUGAAUAUUCUUUUGGCUACCAAUUUCUGUUCAGCCUAAUUGCUAUCACAUAUUUUGCCUCAUUGCAUAACUGGUAACUGAUCUGUAAAUAAAAUUAAACAAAAAAUA
Molecule: messenger RNA, 3784 nt
Organism: Saccostrea echinata
Lineage: Eukaryota; Metazoa; Mollusca; Bivalvia; Ostreida; Ostreidae
Exons: 7
Coding region: 860-2725 (621 amino acids)
Source: RefSeq, a predicted model, not a curated record